AUGUCCAGCGGUAAUGGCGAGUCCAGCACUAGCAAUGGUGGUAAAGGAAUGAAGCGUACGACAGUACAGCAUCAGCAACUACCACCAAGACCAAAGCUCGUUCCGCAAUAUCCUUCUGCCGAAACCCCUCGCCCGCCCGUCUCCGCCUUUCACGAUGAAGAGCCAGUAUGCCUUCCAUUCUUUCUCUCCGGUCUCACCCAACCAACAUCUGAAUCGGGAGAAUGGGUCUCUGUGAUCACUGCGCCUGCCUACGCACCAUUUGAAAGCUGGCUAAACGUAAUGCAGAGUUUGAUUCGACAUCCAGAACGAAACUCAGGCAAUAUUCUGCGGGCCGAUAUCCUCAGCGAGACCUGCGCUCAACAAGAUGAGGGAGGUGGCAAGCAAGGAGGGUGGAAAAAGCAAUGGACAAUACGACGAGCGUUGCUCCCAAGAAGACCAAAUUUAGAUUGGAGGAUGGAACAGGAUUGUUCCCUUCACUACCGCCUCCACCCUCACAGUGCAGGAGAGGAACACGGAGAGGAGGGGGUGGAGGAAGCAGCAGUUAUAUACACCCCUUUGAUAGGUGCCGAAUCUCAUCCCAAAAUGACUAUACCCGAAGAGGGUAGGGGAGGACUGGGUCAAGCAUCACCAACGGAAGCCUACAUUCCAUUCUACCACCCAAAAGUCCGCGCUUUAGCCUUCCACUACCACCCCCACCCCUCCUCUUCCACCGGCAACACUGAAGAACCAACAAUAUACGGCCGACUCAGUAUAUCCCUAAUCCCCUUCCCCCCCACCACCUCUUCCCAACCCGAACCAUUCCCCGCUACCCACCGUCUAACCCGAGUCGCACUCUCACUCAUAACCACCCUCCAUACGCACACAUGGGGCGACCUGCACAGCUACCAAAAACGAGUUCAUCACGACCAAAUCGUCCCCCGCACCCUCUAUCAAGAUCUCUACCUCUCCCUCAAAACCAAAUAUGCUUCAGAGUUGAUCGCGGGUUGGGCAGAAGCUACGGAUCCGACAAAACACGUUUUUGAAGAGAUGGGAAUCGCUGCGUUUCUCAUUUCUCUUUGGAGUCUUGAAUAUGGGAAAGAGGAGGGUUGGAAGGGGAGGGUGAAAUUUGUUGAUGUUGGUUGUGGGAAUGGUUUGUUAACCUACAUACUUUCGCGGGAAGGCUUCUCGGGUGUAGGGCUGGAUUUAAGAGCGAGGAAAAGCUGGUUGAAUUACAGCUCGAAAGGUGCGAUGUUGAAAGAGUGGACGUUUACUCCCGCCUCCCUCCUCCAACACCGAGAUGAAGAGGGGAGAGACGUAUGGGAGGGGGCGUUUUUGAUAGGAAACCACGCAGACGAACUUACACCUUGGAUUCCCGUUUUAGCGACCCACAAUAACUGUGCGGGUUUUAUAAACCUGCCAUGCUGCUACUACGGUCUGGAUGGUACAAGAGAUUUUCCUUUGUUGCUGAAAGGAAAGGGAGAGGCGGUAUCGAGGAACGAACAGUACCUAGCGUACGUCUCGAUGUUGCAUGAGAGGUUCGGAUGGAACUUAGAGUCAGAGGCGUUGAGAAUUCCGAGUACUAAGAAUUGGUGUUUUGUUGGUCGAACCUGGCUGCCCACUUCCACCGGGGACCAGGGGAGGGAGGUGAUAAGGGAUAGAAUUCAAGAAGCGAUCCAACAAGCCCUCACUCGUGGAUGGGCCGCUCGCACGUCCACAAAGUAA
Molecule: messenger RNA, 1701 nt
Organism: Ustilago hordei
Lineage: Eukaryota; Fungi; Basidiomycota; Ustilaginomycetes; Ustilaginales; Ustilaginaceae
Exons: 1
Coding region: 1-1701 (566 amino acids)
Biological process (GO): tRNA methylation
Molecular function (GO): tRNA (uridine) methyltransferase activity
Source: RefSeq, a predicted model, not a curated record